Dracunculus medinensis (Guinea worm) is the source of this 297-nucleotide messenger RNA. The record is from the annotation of a GenBank genome assembly. NCBI's taxonomy places the organism in Eukaryota, Metazoa, Nematoda, Chromadorea, Rhabditida, Dracunculidae.
AUGUCACUCGGAAGCAAUGAAAGAAUUGAUGAUUACUAUCUUGAUUGCGAUGCUUCGGAUAAUUCAUCGUCAUAUUCAGCUAAUGAAGAUGAUGAGGAAGAAAUUGUUUGUGAUGAUGAUGAUGGAAUUGUUAUUGAAACACAAAACGUUAGGAAUAGUCGGUCAGAAGUCGACGUCGAUUAUGAGAUGCAUAGCCUUCUCGACCAUUUUGAGAUGUUGAAUUUGUUUUCGUGGAAUAAAAAUAUCCGAAAUAUUCUGACAUUGUCUAUUUAUAGACGUAGAUCAAGUGAAACAUGA